Molecule: messenger RNA, 2978 nt
Organism: Cololabis saira (Pacific saury)
Lineage: Eukaryota; Metazoa; Chordata; Actinopteri; Beloniformes; Belonidae
Gene: prr5a
Product: proline rich 5a (renal)
Exons: 11
Coding region: 267-1643 (458 amino acids)
Biological process (GO): TORC2 signaling
Cellular component (GO): TORC2 complex
Source: RefSeq, a predicted model, not a curated record
UCCGGCUCCAGAGCGAGGGAGGAGCGAGCAGCAGCAGCGCGGCGGUGCUGACACUGUCAUGAAUGGGCCCCUCUCUCUCUGUCGCACCGCAGGUAGGACCCCCUCAUCCCCGCAGCCCCGCAGCCCUCCGCUCCCCCAUGCCCGUGAGGACGCGCAGCCCGGCGGGGACCAGCACGGGAGCGAGCCGCUGAUGAGCCCGGACUCGGAGCGCAACCCUUCCCCGUGAGCGUUUCAUCCCAGCGGGGCGACGCAGCAGCGGCAGCGCGAUGCUGGAUGGACUCCGGCGGAGGCACGCCUCCCGGGCCUCCCCCAGACCCCUCUCCCUCAACUUCAGCACCUUCUCCGCCCCCCCACCCAGCCCGGACAUGGACAGCGGCAGCGAGCACCCAAUCAGGAGGACUCUGCACCGGCUGAAGCUGAUGAGCUCUCCGAGCCUCAGCGAUCUUGGGAAGAGCGACAAGAGUUCACCGGAGGACAGAGGGGAGAAGCAGAAGAAGGCAGGAGCCAACGCUACCUGGAACAGCAUCCACAAUGCUGUCAUUGCAGUCUUCCAGAAGAAGGGCCUGGCUGAUAAUGAACUUUACAUCCUCAAUGAAGGCGUCCGACAUCUCUUGAAAACUGAGCUGGGAUCAUUCUUCUCUGAAUAUCUUCAGAAUCAGCUGCUGACAAAAGGCAUGGUCAUCCUUCGGGACAAAAUAAGGUUCUACGAAGGUCAGAAGUUACUGGACUCUCUGGCAGAGACCUGGGACUUCUUCUUCUGUGAUGUUCUCUCCAUGCUGCAGGCCAUCUUUCACCCUGUCCAGGGUAAGGAGCCCUCUGUCAGACAACUGGCCCUGCUUCACUUCAGGAACACCAUAGUCCUGAGUGUAAAGAUAGAAGACGCCCUGUCUCGGCCGCGGGCCCGCGUGCCCCCCUCCAUCACACAGAUGCUGCUUAUUCUACAGGGGGUCCAUGAGUCGCAUGGUGUGAAUGAGGACUACUUAAGGCUGGAGGCUCUGGUUCAGAAGGUGGUCUCGCCGUACCUAGGUACCCAUGGGCUUUGCUCUGGAGACGAUGCUGAGGAUCACUGCUGCAUUAUGGACAAGUGUUUACCGUGGGGCUGGCCCAAGUCUACGGAUCAGCCGUCUAAAAACCCUGUGGUACGAUCAAAAAGUUACAACAUUCCUCUGCUGCUGACCCCAGUGGCUGAGUAUGACCCAGAUGCCGGCUCAGUUGGCAGCGGAGGAAUUCGGCGUCACUCAGCCUGCGAGAUCAUAUCAUGCCUGGAGGAGCAAGGACUGGCCUACACUGACCUAGCUCCGGGAUCUGAACUGUCCGCCUCCUCCUCCAAUAGGCUGUGUGUGAGCUCUCAGUUCAAUGGUAUCGUUCAAGCGGGAGCUGGCGCCCUGGACUUGACUCUUUCAUCUCCCUCCAUCCUUCAUUCCUCUGGAGCUCUCCAUGGCACAGAGGCCACGACAACAAUGACUGAUCUCAGCAAGGGAGCAUCCUCCACGCCGCCCAGUGAAUCAUCCAGCCCAGAAACCAUAAUUGGACAAGUGCUAGAGUCUGCCGAAUCGGACUCAGAUGGGAUAUUUAUUGAAUUCCCACUUCACUCUUCAGAGGCAGUGGGCCUCAGCCGGGAGAGCAGGCAGAGCACUGUGUAACUGUGGUGGCCUUCAGGGUAAUACCCCAGUAGGUACGGGAAUAUUUUGGGAGAAAAUAGGAAGAAAUCCUCUAACUACAUUUUAAUAAGUGGGUACUAUCUUCCUUUUUUUUGUUUUCACAUUAGCAUGAUGAGUUUCCAUGAGAAAUUGCUUCCAAGUGCUUUCACUGGUGGAUGAAAACCUUUUAAUUCUUAAUGUAACAUUUCUAGCAGCUCAAAAAUAAAAAAAGUUUGCAUGUCAAGACAUGAGUGGUACUGACAUUACAGGACUGAAAAUGUUGGGUUUUUUUUUAAAGAUAGUCUGACAUUUCUGUUAUUGAACAAAACAAAAUCCACAAUAAGUGGAUACUUGUAACAAGCAUUGCCUCUGCAGCCAAAGUCUGAAUAAUCUUACUGCUUUAGUUGCACAGUGGUGACUCUUAUUUCUCGAACACUGUCUUUGCUUAUUUCAUAAUGGAGAACCAACUGUAGAUAAAAAAACAACAAAAAGAAAACCUGAAAAACGAUGAGCCCCGGUGCAUAAAGUAUGCAACCUAACAGUGUUGUUUGCACCUUAGGCAUUAUGUAACUGGUUAUCUUAUUCAUAAAUUGAGGUUUGUAUUGGUAAACCACUUCUGUAGAAAUGUAUUCAGUAUGAAUUAAUGAUAUUAAACUGGGGGAUCCAAUAAUUGAGAAAGUGCUUCAUGAGGAGCACAUCAUCCAACCACUGAGGAUGAAAAUUUUGAUUAAAAGGUUUUCACUCAGCAAAAGAUUUUCUUACUUUUGCUGAGGAGGUGGUUGUUAAAAUGCCACAAACUUUACACAUGCACCGAGUUUUAAAACUUCAUGGGUUUGUUUUGUAUUUGUGUAAUCUGAAACUCUUACAGUUUCAUCUCUUCAGUCGUGUGCUGCUUGUGGGCGGGGAGGUCUUGUCUUGGGUGUCUGCAGCGCUCCGAAUGUGUAAUGCAAAUUUCUCGUCCUUGUGACAGCAUUUCCUUUUCACUGCAUUGGCUUUGAUGUUUAAGGGGUAUCGCAAUGUUUAUUGUUUACAUUUGACGAAAAAAAAUUAACAUUUCAAUUGAAUGUUGUCUCAGACACUGUACUUUGCGGCACCACUACCAUGUAAAUAGAAGUGCGUUUUUUGUUUUUUUUUGUUUUUUUUUUAGGACAGCUUGAUAUUGUUAAGUGAGCAUUUAUCUUUAAAGGAAAUUCAAUUUUAAUAAGGGCUUUUUAAAGGAAUCUUUUUCAAUGACGUUUUACCUCAAGCGUUUUGUACUUUCCUUUUUUUGACAAUCUACGAUGUCUACGGAGUUGUACUUUGUAUUAAUUUCUUAUACUGGCCCCGGAAGAAAAAAUA